GAGGCGGAGCUUGCAGUGAGCCGAGAUCUGGCCACUGCACUCCAGCCUGGGCGACAGAGCAAGACUCCGUCUCAAAAAAAAAAAAAAAAAGAGAGAGAGAGAGAGAGAGACCCUCUGAAAGAGUGCUCAGCCCCACACCAGUCCUAUGGGAGUAGACAGGAGGAGAAAGUGGAGGAGUGAGGCAGGAAGGCCAGGGCAGGUCUGUGUAGGCGGUGGGGUGAGGGAUGGGUAGGAGAGGAGGCUGGAGGCCUGAAUCCUGGCAGGACUGGUGGGGAGAGAAGGGAUGACUAGGUGAGCUGGGGGAGAGAGGACGACGGAAGAGUGUUGGGGGGUUCCAGGGCUUCUGGCCCCAGUGCCUGGGAAGAUGGGCAUGGAGGCGCCCUACACUGAACUGGGGCAUGGGGCAUGGGUGGUGAGGCCGGCUUCAGGGUAGCAUGCCUUUGAGACAUCUGAGAGAGAGGUCCGCCCCCAAGGGAAGGAUCCAGACCUGUCUGCAAACAGAUGCUGGCAGCAGCUCAGGAAAACCAAGGGAUAGGUGGGAAGGCAAAGGGUCUGAAGGGAAUGCUGGGGCCAGGGGAAUUUGAGGGGUCAUAAGAAGAGCAAACCCCCGUCCAUAAGAGGAGAGACCCCAAAGAAUCCCACUGAUAAGCCCUAAGCCCAGAGAAGGCAGUGUCAUAGCCUAACACUUCACCUUGAGGGAACUGGUCUAAGGGUUCUGGAAUUCACUUAUCACUUCCCUGACAGCUCCCAUGUCCCUCCCCUCUACUUAUCCAAAGGGUCCACAAAGGCCGAGUGGCUCACACCUGUCAUCCCAGGACUUUGGGAGGAUCGCUUGAGCCCAGGAGUUUGAGACCAGCCUGGGCAACAUAGUGAGACCCCAUCUCUAAAAAAAAAAAAAUUUUAAUUAGCUAAGCAGAGUAGUGCCUGUCUGUAGCCCCAGCUCCUCAGGAGGCUGAGGUGGGAAGAUCCCUUGAGGAGGCAGAGGUUACAAUGAGCCGAGAUCACACCACUGGACUCCAGCCUGGGUGACACAGCAAGACCCUCUCUCAAAAAAUAAAUAAGGAAGGAAAAAUGAAAGGGUUCACCCACCACUGGACAGUUGGCCCAUGGUCGCCUGUGGGGAGAAUACAGCCAGCCUUAGGGAGGAGAUGGAGACAGGAAGGGGCAUAACCAGCAUCUGGCUGGCUGGGGUGGGACCUGGAGAUGGGAGACCUGACUGGCUCACUCAACUUUCUCUUCACCACUCACUCACAGGACCUGGGCCUUGAGGGGUCCCUCCUUACUGACAUCCUCUACAGAGAUGUGGCCUUCCUCAACCUGGUCGACCCCAUCUCCCAUGACCUGCUUGUGAACCUGGCCCGGGACCUGCAGUGCCCCAAGAAGGCCCUGAAGUGGGCAGGAGGGGCUCAGGUUCACCAUGGUGACACUGCCCUCCCACAAGACUACGAGCUCUGGAAGUCCUCAGAGAAGAUCUGCCGACAGCUCAUCUACCACCUCACCCCUCACUCGAAGCAGCAGCAAGGGUCCAGCCUGUGCCAGAGGAAGACGCAGAGCUGCCUCAAGACCAGCCUCCAGAAGACUCCACGGGCAGAGGAGACUGUGGACCUCUCAGGCAUCCCGCUGUCGGUACGGGACGUGCAGCACAUCACACACUAUCUGAGCAGCCACGGUGCUGUGCUGGCGGUGCUGGACCUGAGCUUCACAGGGCUGAGUGAUGAGCUGCUGCACCUGCUGCUGCCCAGCCUGUGGGUGCUGCCCCGCCUCACCCAGCUCCUGCUCAACGGCAACCGGCUGACGCAGGCUGCUGCCCGCAAGCUCACCGAUGCCAUCAAGGACACCACCAAGUUCCCUGCACUGGCCUGGGUAGACCUGGGCAACAACGUGGAUGUGGCUUCCCUGCCCCAGCCCCUGCUGGUUGGCCUGCGCCGGCGGCUGAGCCAGCACACCUCACUCCCCACCAUCUACGAGGGCCUGGACCUUGAGCCUGAGGGCGGUGCAGCCGGAACCACCACCCCUGCCUCCACCUGGGACUCCACAGCUGCUGGGCUGGGACCCGAGCCCCAGGCCUGCUGCGCCAGGUGACCCACCACCCACCUGGCUCAUUGCUACUGACUUGUGAUGCUCUCAAGCACAUGGUAGUGAGCCAUGAAGGUCGAGGAGGACUCACAGGCCCCCAGAGAUCCAGUGCAAAUGCUCAGCCUGAGAUCAAGGGAGCAGAAGGAGAAUGGACUCAUAGAAGGCCAGGAGGCCAGCCCCAGCUAGAGGCUCAGCCUUCCCUCAGUGGGAGGAGCCCCAACACCCAUAGUGUGGACCCCGCAAUAAAGAGUGACACCCGC
Messenger RNA from Chlorocebus sabaeus (green monkey), 2336 nucleotides. NCBI's taxonomy places the organism in Eukaryota, Metazoa, Chordata, Mammalia, Primates, Cercopithecidae. The record is from RefSeq and is a predicted model, not a curated record.